Linum tenue is the source of this 369-nucleotide messenger RNA. The record is from the annotation of a GenBank genome assembly. Lineage: Eukaryota; Viridiplantae; Streptophyta; Magnoliopsida; Malpighiales; Linaceae.
UUCUCUGGCCCUUACCUCACUCUUUCAUCCUCCAUUGGAAAUGGGGUAAAAUACAUCUUAAAGUUCUUUUCAACAAAGCUUGACGCCAACUCCCAUACUUCCAAGCAGUUGGUGGACUAUCUCAUAAGCCUCAACUACCAUGGAGAUAACCUGAUGAUAAAUGAAACAUUGGACACACCAUCAAACCUCCAAGCAACAUGGAUAGUAGCUGAAUGUUUCCUUUCAACACUUCCACAAGACACACCAUGCCAGGAUUUCCACCAAAGGCUGGGAGGGUGGGAAUUCGAGAAGGGGUGGGGAGACGUGACUGGAAGAGUUAAGGGCACGAUGGUGAUGCUCUCCGAGUCGCUUCAAGUAGUCAUGAUCUGA